GUUUGUCUCGCUCGAGACAGUUACACUCCAAAAAUCUCUCGAUCGCUUUCUUCCUUCUUCUUCUCCGCCGAUAACUUUUCCCUUCCGGCCACGCGUAACGGUCACAUUUCCGGCGUCUUUUCUCUCUAAAUAUAAUUCCAUUUCAUACUUCAUACACACUAUUUGCGUAUAUUAAUCUACUUUAAACUAUAUACCCUGUUUGAUUGUUGAUUUGUGAAAUACUGUAAAUCUGCUUUAAGUUAGCAUCUGGAUUGUGAGAUUGAGAUUGUAACGACAGAAAUCAGUGAGAGAGAUGUGAGGAUUGAGGGAGUAGAAUGGUGUUGAGUGCUGUGUCGACGACUAAAACGCCAAACCCUAAAGUGAACUAUCAGAAUCAGAAGAGGCAGACAUUUUUGCCGUCCGAAGCUGGGAAUGGAACUGCGAGAAAACCGAAAUCCAGAGAGGUUACUUCACGGUACCAGUCGAGCUCUCUGCCAACCAUUUCUACCUCAACUACGUCAUCUUCCAACUCAUCCAGUUCAUUUUCGCCGUCAUACUCCGUUUCCUCAAGGAAGGAUAGAUCGUCGGUAUUGACGAGGGCGGAGAGACCGGCGGCGAAGCCCAUACAGAAUGCAGCUUCUGUUAAGCGGUCUCUGUCUGCGGACAGGCGCAGGCCGGGAACGCCCGUGAGGGCGGAGAUGUCUGAGGCUGCUAAGCUGCUGCUGACCACGUCUACCAAGAGUUUGUCCGUGUCUUUUCAGAGAGAAUCUUUCCCGCUGCCAUUUAGUAAGGUUAAGAGGGGUACACCGGAGAGGAGACUAACAGUACAGUCCCCUGCUGCUAAGGAUCGAAUUAAUAACCCAAAGCCUAGUGAUCAAAUGAGGUGGCCUGGAAGGUUAAAACCAAAUUCACGUUUCUUAACUCAGAGCUUGGAUUGUGGUAAUGAUGGAUUUGGAUUUGGAUCCAGAAGGGUAGUUCCAGUUUGUUUUGAGAAUAACCAAGCCAGAAUUCAGGGCAAACCAAAAUCUGAAAGUUUGAAUGUUAAGCCACAGAGGAAGGUUGGUUCUGGUUUGGUCUGUGAAGCCUCUGAUGGUGAAAGUAUCUCAUCAGGGAGUGCUUCAAGUGGGCACGAAGGUGGUUCUGUAGCUCAUCUAAGCCUAAGACUGGGCAAGGUUCUAACACCCCCAGAGCAAAACACACCAGAAUCGAAAAGCAAUGUUUAUAAAUCAAUGUCUCCUUUGAAGCAGAUUCAUAAUAAGAAAUAUGCAAAUGAAAAGCAAGUCUUCUCACCUACCAGUCGAGGAUUUUCGUCUCCUCUUCGUCUUCGACCUGCUUCUCCCAGUAAGGCGUUACCUAUGACACCUAAUUAUCCUCUGAGGGGGAUGCCAAGUCCAACCAGAACAAGAACUGGUGAUGUGUCUAAAGUGACCAAUACUUUAAAUGGCACACCUACUUCAACUUUGAGCUUUGCUGCUGAUAUCAUCGGGAAAGGGAAGGCGGGUGAGAAUCGGGUUGCUGAUGCACUUGAGUUGAGGCUAUUGUAUAAUCGGCACCUGCAAUGGUGCUUCGUCAAUGCAAGAGCAGAGGUAGCUUGUUAUGUACAUGCACAAAAUGCUGAGAGUGCCCUAUACAAUGCAUUUUUGGCUACUUCAAAGUUACGCCAUUCUGUUAGAUCCAAAAAAACGGAACUGCUUCUAUUGAAGCUCAAUUUGAAGUUGUAUUCCAUCUUCAAGCAACAAGUUCCUGGUUUGGAAAGUUGGGAUCACAUUGAUGAAGAGCAUUCCAGUUCAUUGUCAGCUGCUAUAUGUGCUUUGGAGGCUAGCACUCUUCGCCUACCUGUUGUUGAUGGUGCUAGGGCAGAUAUUCAAAAGAUAAAAGAAGCCAUCUGCUCAACUGUUGAUGUGAUGCAAGCAAUGGCGUCUUCAAUAUGCUCUCUGCUUCCUAAGGUUGAACACACAAAUGCAUUGGUAAAUGAGCUAUCUAAUACAGCUUCCCUAGAGUGUGCUUCACUUGAUAAAUGUAAAGAGCUCUUGUCCAUGGUGGCAGCAAUUCAGGUGAAGCAUUGUAGUCUAAGGACACAUCUGUUGCAGCCGAAGCGCAACCUAUCUGGCUCAACAACAGAAGUGCAAACCGUCACAUCUCUCUGACUGCUUCUUACGAUGAUUGAUCCUCUAACUUCAACCAACCAACACAACUCCGUUCCUUAACCAAAGCGACGCUCAAGCAACAGUGAUCAAUUAGUAUUACAAAGCUGCUUGUUAGUUAAAGAGUUAACAGUGUCAGGCGACUCUAGGAAUGUACUGCACUGUGUUUUUUUAUUUUUUCAUUUGAUGAAAUUAGUUUUUUAAGUGGUUUUGAUUUAUAGGUUUUCCGGUUAUAUUUGUAAAUGUAUAAAUACUUUCACAUCUCCAAAUAUCUUGGCAUCAAAUUUCCCCUUAUUCUUUGUGUGGGGUUGCUGCAUUUAGCGGUAGUAAUUCUCUGGGUGCUGUCCUCCCAAGAAACGUGUGUUGUGUGUGUGGGUGUAUGUUUGUCAGUGUGGGCGUGUAAAGUGUGAUAAUAAUGUGCAUGAUAAGAAGAUUUAUCACUUUGACAUGAUCUGGGAAACUAUGUAAAGGUUGGAUGAUUUCCAGUAUUGUGGGCUUUUCACGAUAUCUUAGGUAAAGUGUUGUCUUGAUUCGGCUACUCUAUUCGGG
Molecule: messenger RNA, 2672 nt
Organism: Cuscuta epithymum
Lineage: Eukaryota; Viridiplantae; Streptophyta; Magnoliopsida; Solanales; Convolvulaceae
Source: the annotation of a GenBank genome assembly